AUGAACCGAGUGACAGUAAUCUUACACCCCCAACACCCCAACACUCCCAACACCGGGUGUGUUAAUAAGGUGAAGAGGCGAGUUCAGGCAGGUCUGUUCAGGAAUCAGGAUCAGCACCAUGAAACCAAACCUCAGUCAAACGCUGUCGGCGUGAGACGCACAACCAACAGGAGGGCCGGGUGGCCGAGCGCACCGGCGACCAUCAGAUUGCAGACAGAGAACUGCACAGUGGUCAGGGUCCAGUGGAGGAUUCCACACCGGCACAUUUACACUGUAACUGGAUACAAGGUGUUCUAUGCUGAAGUGAGAAACAACCGUCCUGUGGGUCCCCCGGUGACUCUGGAUGUUCCUCUCAGUGCUGACACGCUCACUGCUGACGUUCUAAUUGGGAACCUGAAGGUAGCUGCCCAAUAUCGUGUCAGUGUGGCAGCGUUUGAUCGGGCGGGGCAGGGGCGUCCCAGCAUGCCGAGGGACGUUAGCACCGCCUCCCGGGAGGUGUGUUUGCCCCCCUCACCCCCCGCCGCGCCCACGGUGGUCGCCAUAUCAGACACAGAGCUGGCGUUGUCGUGGCAACAGGGCCAGAGUAAAGGCGGCUCACCUGUGCUCUACUUUCUUGUUGCGUAUAUCAGGUGAGGUUUGUUUUUACUUUGUUCCACAUG
Molecule: messenger RNA, 659 nt
Organism: Trichomycterus rosablanca
Lineage: Eukaryota; Metazoa; Chordata; Actinopteri; Siluriformes; Trichomycteridae
Product: pikachurin-like
Exons: 6
Coding region: 1-633 (210 amino acids)
Molecular function (GO): protein binding
Source: RefSeq, a predicted model, not a curated record